GACAGUUUAAUCAAAACAUUCACAUCACAAGCACUGGUCACUUGUUCUUGUUGUGCCGGCAUUAAAAAUUCAUAAACAAGAAUGGCUACUCGAAAUAUCUUGAAAUUGGGAGCCCUAGAGGCUCAGAAGACCGCCUUCCUGCUAUGCGACAUCCAAGAAACUUUUAGACCACACAUAAAAUAUUUCGGAGAAGUUGUUAAAGUUGCGAAUAAAAUGGUGGAAGCAGCGAAACACUUCAAAAUACCAGUUUACGUCUCCGAGCAGUACCCCAAGGGUCUCGGUCACACUACGAAGGAUAUCAACAUUUCUGAUGCUGCACUGGUCUAUCCGAAGACUAAGUUCUCUAUGUACACUCCGGAGCUGGAGGAGAAAUUGAAGCAGGAUGUGCCUGAUCUCACUUCGGUGGUGUUGUUUGGUAUUGAGGCACAUGUAUGCAUAGAGCAGACCGUGAUAGACCUGCUGAGUAAGGACAUUGUGGUGCAUGUACUGGCUGACGGAGUGUCUUCCCGGUCACUCCUGGACAGGGGCCUGGCUUUGCAGCGUCUUCAAUCAAUCGGCUGCUUCGUGGGCACAUCAGAAAAUGUCCUAUUCAAGCUUAUGAGAGACAAGAACCACCCUGUAUUUAAACAAAUAUCUAAACUAAACAUGGUACCGACUUCUGACGAGUUCGGAAUGGCACAGAAAAGUCAGAUUUAAUUAGAAAAGAUUUAAAGUUCAAUUUUGUGUGCAGUAAUGUUGACUUGUAGGUAAUAAUAAUUAUGGGGGAAAGAUUUUUAAGAUCGUAGUUUGAUAUGGGGGUGUGAUGGCAAAUUGAUUAUCAAUACUUACCUAUUUACUUGAAAUAAUGAAAAUGGAUGUGUGCUACGGAUGUGAGCUAUGGAUGCGUGCUAUGGAUAUGUAGUAUGUAUAGUUUCCCUACUGUCAAUACAUUGCAUACUCGACCUGCACAUCUUCCUCGCACGGCGACACAUCUUCAUAGCACAAUCUUACUCGCAUUGCUACAUAGUUUAGUAUCAGUGGAAACGGUCACAUAAGUUAACAUCUUAGCAGCUACAUAGCAUAUUUCUGGUGGAAAAUUACUCUAUGACGCGUUGACGAAGAUCUUUGUAGGUGAAAUGCCUACGGCAGCCGUCGACGCGUCAACAGAUGUCAUUGCACCGACGCGUGGCGGCAGAAGCCGACCUUCGGCUAAUGGAAAAGAUCGUUGUGUGAGUGAGGUUACCGGAGGCCCAAUUCCCCCCUUUCCAAUCUUCCCAAUCCCCGAUUCCCGAACAACAACUCUUCAAUUCCUUACCCCUAAAAAGCCGGCAACGCACUUGUAACGCCUCUGGUGUUUCAAGUGUCCAUGAGCGGCGGUGAUUGCUUACCAUCAGGUGAUACGCCGUCCUUUCCAUUAGCAAUAUACCACUCGAGUGCUAGAACUCUUGCAAUGGUAGUAUUUUAAAUAUUUUCAUACAAGACACAAAUGUGUCUAAUAUUAGUUUCGAACUGAUAAAAAACAGCUCAUAAAACUCAAAUGGAAAAAUUAUUAAGUCAAUGUACUGCAUACAAAAUAUCUAUACUGGAUUUAGAUUACCUAAAUGAAAAAUUGUUGAUUAGUUUUUUCACAUAUAAAAAUAUGUUUAAGAACAAUUUAUUUUAUGUUAUGUUAUAUGUAUUAUCAAAAUCGUUACCUAAAUAUGUAUAUAAUAUAUUUUUGGUAUUUGUUAAAUAGUUACUUGGUAGCUAGUUUUUUCUUUUUAGUUUAUUUUGAGCUACUUCAUUGGUCAACACUCUUUAGAUUUGAUUCCAAAGUUGAACAAUACAGAGUAAAAUAUUCUCUUACUACAAAUCUUUAGUAUUUUACGUAUACUACUUACUUACUAGCUGGCCCGGCAAACUUCGUACCGCCUUAAACAUAUUUUUCUCACCUUUUAAACCUUCCCUGGACUUCCACAAAUCAUUCAAGAUCAAAAUAUUGAACAGCAAUUGAUUUAACAUAAUAUAAAGCUGAAGUGUGUGUUUGAACGAGCAUAUCUCUGGAACUACUGGUCCGAAUUUAAUCAUUAUUUUUGUGUUGAAUAGUCUAUUUAUCGAGGAAGGUUAACUAUAACCUAUAGGCUAUAAAACAUCACGCUACAACCAAAUGGGGCCGAGCAGAUUAGGUGAAACCGCUCGAAAAUAGAGUUCUAUAAUAUUGCUAUUUUAUAAGAUUUUUCUAAUUUUGAAAUUUCUAUAUUUUGCUGUUGACCAAUUAGGUAGUUAAUUUAAUUUUUAUAGUAUGUGCAUUUAAAUUAAAAACUCAAUGUAAGUGCCUAAUAAUAGUUACAUUGUUUAUUUUGUUAAAAAUAACACUCUUGCGCACAUUACAAUAAAAUCAAAAACUUAAAUUUUGAACACUUUACUAGGUUUUAAGACUGAUGCUUAAAAAUAUUUGGAAAUAAAGGUUUUAUGUGUAUAUAACUGAA
Molecule: messenger RNA, 2447 nt
Organism: Spodoptera frugiperda (fall armyworm)
Lineage: Eukaryota; Metazoa; Arthropoda; Insecta; Lepidoptera; Noctuidae
Product: isochorismatase domain-containing protein 1-like
Exons: 4
Coding region: 82-696 (204 amino acids)
Cellular component (GO): cytoplasm
Source: RefSeq, a predicted model, not a curated record